Schistocerca cancellata (South American locust) is the source of this 1121-nucleotide messenger RNA. RefSeq names its product triosephosphate isomerase B (gene Tpi). NCBI's taxonomy places the organism in Eukaryota, Metazoa, Arthropoda, Insecta, Orthoptera, Acrididae. The record is from RefSeq and is a predicted model, not a curated record. Bases 171 to 917 code for a protein of 248 amino acids. Gene Ontology annotation, cellular component: cytosol. Gene Ontology annotation, molecular function: triose-phosphate isomerase activity. Gene Ontology annotation, biological process: gluconeogenesis; glyceraldehyde-3-phosphate biosynthetic process; glycerol catabolic process. The transcript has 5 exons.
AUCGAUAUGUGUCUGUCCUUGCGAAGGUCGGAUCCUGUAGUUUGCAGGUGCACGAAGGGCAGCAGCGGGUUGCUUGAGAGCUUGCCUGUUAUUUUUUUACAGCUUGCUGUGAUUGUAAACGGCGCCCUCAGUCGGGUCCUUGUCCGUGUGUUGGUGGCGUUCCAGGCGAGAUGGGUCGAAGAUUUAUUGUAGGUGGAAAUUGGAAGAUGAAUGGAGAUAAAAAGAGUAUCGAAGAAAUCCUGGGAUUUCUGAGGCAGGGCCCGUUGGACGAAAGUGUCGAGAUAAUAGUUGGCGUGCCAGCUAUAUAUCUGGACUAUGUGAACCAGAAGCUGCCUGGAAAUGUCGUGGCUGCGGCACAGAAUUGCUACAAGGUCCCAAAAGGUGCUUUCACAGGUGAAAUAAGCCCAGCAAUGAUCCUGGAUAUUGGUGUUAAAUGGGUUAUUAUUGGCCACUCUGAGCGAAGAAAUGUUUUUGGUGAAACAGAUGAACUGAUUGCAGAAAAAUGUGCGCACGCUCUGGAGUCGGGCCUUUCGAUUAUUGCGUGCAUAGGGGAGAAGCUGGAGGAACGCGAAGCAGGACGUACCACAGAUGUCGUGUUUGCGCAGACGAAGGCAAUCGCUGACAAGAUAACCGACUGGAGUCGCGUCGUGCUGGCAUAUGAACCUGUAUGGGCAAUUGGCACUGGCAAGACUGCAACUCCUCAGCAGGCUCAAGAGGUGCACCAGCAGUUGCGGUCGUGGCUGUCGACGAACGUGUCCCCGCAGGUGGCGGAGCAGACACGCAUAAUGUACGGUGGCUCCGUCACAGGGGCCAACUGCAAGGAGCUGGCGCAGGAGGCAGACAUCGACGGCUUCCUGGUGGGCGGCGCCUCACUCAAGCCGGAGUUCGUCAACAUCGUCAACGCCCGCGUAUGUUGAUGGACCGAGUCGAUGGGUGUGCUACACUACUGCCAGUUAACCUGUUAUUCCUUUCCCAUUCUUACGUUACCUUCGUACCCGCACAAAGGUUUCGUUGUUGAGUUGACUUCCUGUGCAUACCAUCAGAGAAUGUUAUUCAGUGGCUAUGCCAUUUGCAUGUAUAAAUGUUGCUGAAAUAUUAAAAAAAGUAUUUAUCGGACAAAA